UCUGUAGAAAAUAAAAGAAACCAAGCCCAGAACGAACACAGCAAACCCGAAAAUUUUCAACGGAGCAACUCUUCCCUCAGGUCUGAAGUAUGGAACUAUAACUUAAAUCUGUAUAGAAACCGAUUGAGAACCUUUGAGUAGUUUUUGGUGGGGUAAAAGAUGAUGAGGCUGCAAACCUACGCCGGGGUAAGUCUGAUUGGAACCCUAGCGAUUAUUUACCAUGCAUUUAGCACCAGAGGGCAGUUUUACCCUGCCAUGGUUUACUUAUCAACCUCCAAGAUCAGUCUGGUGCUUCUUCUCAACAUGGGCCUCGUCAUCAUGUGUAUUCUCUGGCAACUCACCAAGAAGCUCUUCCUCGGCUCACUCAGGGAGCCCGAGGUCGAGAGGCUCAACGAGCAGUCGUGGAGGGAAGUCAUGGAGAUCCUCUUUGCCAUUACUAUUUUCAGGCAGGACUUUUCCGUGUCGUUUCUCGCCUUUGUUACUGCUCUGCUGCUGAUCAAGUCCUUGCAUUGGUUGGCUCAGAAGAGGGUUGAGUACAUUGAGACUACUCCAUCUGUGCCCACGCUAUCGCAUGUUCGGAUUGUGUCCUUUUUGGGCUUCUUGUUUGUUGUGGAUACUCUCUUUUUGUACAGCUCUGUCAGCACCAUCAUCGCCACUCAGAAGCCUUCGGUUUCCCUCUUUUUUGCAUUCGAGUACAUGAUUCUAGCAACAACAAUGCUGUCAACAUUUGUGAAAUAUGUUUUCUAUGUCAGUGACAUGAUUAUGGACGGACAAUGGGAGAGGAAGCAUGUCUACACUUUUUAUUUGGAACUUGUUCGUGACUUACUCCACUUGUCUAUGUAUUUGUGCUUCUUCAUCGUGAUUUUCAUGUACUAUGGCUUGCCAGUGCACUUGAUUCGUGAGCUCUAUGAGACGUUCAGGAACUUUAAGAUUCGUGUUGCUGAUUACCUCCGUUAUCGAAAGAUCACUUCAAACAUGAAUGACCGUUUCCCAGAUGCUACACCUGAAGAACUUACUGCAGGUGAUGCAACUUGCAUCAUUUGCCGUGAAGAGAUGACAACAGCCAAGAAACUGUUAUGUGGACACCUUUUCCAUGUGGCUUGCUUGCGAUCAUGGUUAGAGCGACAGCAUACCUGUCCCACAUGCAGAGCCCUUGUUGUACCUCCUGAUGGUCGGACAGGUACCCCUCGAGGACAGGGUGGAUCACACUCCGAUGCUCAUCGACAGGGGACAGGCAUAUCAGGGACAACUGCUCAAGGUUCAACUAGUGGUGGAGUUGCUGGUGCUAACAUGAGCCAUCAUGAAGCAAGACUGCGUGCCGCAGCUGCAGCUGCAUCAGUAUAUGAGAAAUCUUAUGUAUAUCCGUCUCCAAACAGGCUAGUAUGGUCUGCUGGAUAUGCGGCACUUCCUCCGGCUAAUCAUAUGGCAGACUCCCCAAGUACUGAAUUACGAUCACAACCACAGUUUGCAACCCCUGGUGGACCUGCAAACUUGUCGUUGCCUCAAUCUCCGCAGUACAUGUUUUCUCCUUUCCUAGGAGCCAAUGGGGGGAGAUUGGGCAGUAAUUCUGAUAUAAUAGCUUCUCAGCUGGAGGCCCAGAGAAAAGUUCUUCAGCACCAGAUUGAGAUCCUGCAGAAUCAGCUCCAAAUUUUACAAAAGCCAAAACCCAAGGAAAGUGUCGAAAGGGGACCAACCGUAGAAGAUAGCAAAGGAAAGAACGUUGAACCUUUGUCUGAUUCAGAUUCUUUUCCUGGUGAUGAUGUUCUUUACUAGACUACUCAAGCUAUUGGUUUCAAGGCAUAAUAUGUGGAUACAAGGACGGCGGAACAAACUAGGUAGGAUGACGAUCACAAUGUUGUAUAAGGUGCUUUUAUGAAAGAGGAAAAAAGGGGAACAUGGAUAUAUAACAUAUGAAUGCUUCUCGCAAAUGAUCUAAAUUCUAUGCAUUGAUUAAGCAUGUGCUGUUGAUGUAAUGUUUUUGUGUCUUCAACAUAACUGUACACCUGAAUUAGACCUUUUUUUUUUCACUUUGUUUCUGCAU
Argentina anserina (silverweed cinquefoil) is the source of this 2041-nucleotide messenger RNA. RefSeq names its product ERAD-associated E3 ubiquitin-protein ligase HRD1B-like. The record is from RefSeq and is a predicted model, not a curated record. The coding region runs from base 160 to 1773 and encodes 537 amino acids. Lineage: Eukaryota; Viridiplantae; Streptophyta; Magnoliopsida; Rosales; Rosaceae. The transcript is spliced from 8 exons.